AUGGCGCCCAACACGACCCUCAUCUUUAACCCAAAUGACACGUCAAACAUCACGGAGCACCUCGUUUCAGGAUUCACGCCGUUCGAAACCGCCAUCAUCACCAUCAUGCUGGUUAUAAUCAUUAUAGGUACCAUCGUGGGCAACAUCUUGGUGUGCGUGGCGGUGUGCCUGGUGAGAAAGCUGCGCAGGCCGUGCAACUACCUGUUGGUGAGCCUGGCGAUCAGCGACCUGUGCGUCGCCAUCCUGGUGAUGCCGAUGGCGAUGUUCUACGAGAUCAACGGCAAGUGGAUCUUCGGCGAGAUCGUGUGCAACAUCUGGGUGAGCUGCGACGUGCUCAGCUGCACCGCCUCCAUCUUGAACUUGUGCAUGAUCAGCGUCGAUCGCUAUUACGCCAUCACGAAGCCGCUCGAGUACGGCGUGAAACGGACUCCCAAGCGCAUGAUAAUCUGGGUGAUUUUGGUGUGGUUCUUCGCCGCGUGCAUCAGCCUGCCGCCGCUGCUGAUCCUCGGCAACGAGCACUCAGAGGAGGAGGAGAACGGGAAGAUGAACAACGAUGUGUGCAUUGUUUCGCAGCACAUUGGCUAUCAGCUCUAUGCCACCAUGUGCAGUUUUUAUUUUCCACUUACAGUAAUGAUGCUGGUGUACUAUAAAAUAUUUAGGGCGGCCCGCAGGAUAGUAAUGGAGGAGAAGCGGGCGCAGAGUCACCUGGAGACGCCGUGUUACCUGGAAAUUAGCGUCAAAAAUGGCGGCGGACCGCCGGAAAAUAAGAUCUCCAGUCAGACCCCCUCGCCGGCUAACCCCACCAAGGUCAAUCAUAGAACAAGUUCAGCAAGCACAAAUACAAUGUGUAGCCUGGACCGAACAAGUCUGGGUCGCUGCUUCAAGUCCCGGCACAGCAACGAGUCGCAGUGCCCCAUGCUGGGCUCAAAGCCGCCCUUGAUGCAGGCGAACAAAAACGACAAGCGAAACAAGUCGAACCUGCUCAAAAUCAAAACGUCGCCCAGCCAGCACGCCAACCACAAGAAGCUCCGGUUUCAGCUGGCGAAAGAGCGAAAGGCCAGCACCACGUUGGGCAUCAUCAUGAGCGCCUUCACCAUUUGCUGGCUGCCCUUUUUCGUGCUGGCCCUCAUCAGGCCCUUCCUCGAGGUCACGAACGCCCUCAAGACACUGGGCAGCGUGUUUUUGUGGCUGGGCUACGCCAACAGCUUGCUGAACCCGAUCAUUUACGCGACGUUGAACAGAGACUUUCGGAAACCUUUCCAGGCCAUUUUGUACUUCCGUUGCAGCAGCCUUAAUCACAUGAUGCGAGAGGAGUUCUAUCAUAGUCAAUACGGUGAUCCUGAUCACCACAUAACUAACAGGUGUCAUGUCGACUACGAUGAAGGUAGGUCCUCAUCUGUGUCGAGUACAUCGAGGCAGAAGGCGAAGAGAUAAAAGUUCCUCACGACGCCGCUCACGAAUCGUUUCUAUGAUUCUCGAUCGAACAGACAUAAUGUAAAAAACAUUCUAAGACUUUACUAUUUAAGAUACAGAUUGUAUUAAUUCGGAGCACGAACUGGUGGCUUCGCCAGUGUUAAAGCCAAACAUUGUUUUAACGCGUGGAAAAGUGAUUCUUUAUUUUUUUAUACUAUCGAUCCUCAUUUUGUCGCCCUUUUUAUGAAGUUUCUGCAGGAGGAUUAUUGGAUUCUACGCCACUUAGUUGUUAAGUUAAGCUCAGCAAAAAUUGUGUUUUACCAAAGACCACUUCUACCGAGAUCUGUAAGAGAUCGUGAGGCCCCGCAACGCAUGUACUUCACAUACUACAGCAUGUUGCUUUUAGUUUAACCCAUUAGUAAAAAAAAUUAUAAAUAUUGUAUACAAUGUAUUAAAG
Molecule: messenger RNA, 1870 nt
Organism: Brassicogethes aeneus
Lineage: Eukaryota; Metazoa; Arthropoda; Insecta; Coleoptera; Nitidulidae
Source: the annotation of a GenBank genome assembly